Messenger RNA from Bombyx mandarina (wild silkworm), 299 nucleotides. Its product is annotated as epithelial serine protease-like. Gene Ontology annotation, biological process: proteolysis. Gene Ontology annotation, molecular function: serine-type endopeptidase activity. The record is from RefSeq and is a predicted model, not a curated record. Lineage: Eukaryota; Metazoa; Arthropoda; Insecta; Lepidoptera; Bombycidae.
CUGGAUCUAUCAUGCCGAACCAAUACCUUAGUCGCGUGAACCUGGAAGUGAUAGAUAACAGCAUGUGCUCGUGGGUGUUCCCCGGCAUCUUGCAGCCUACAAACUUAUGUACGAGCGGAGUUGGUGGUGUCGGCACUUGUCGUGGUGACUCCGGUGGCCCUCUUGUUAUUACAAGAAACAACCGUCGUAUUUUGAUUGGCAUUACAUCAUUUGGCUCUGGUUUCGGUUGCGAAAUAGGCUUCCCUGCUGCCUAUGCCCGUGUGACUUCAUUCAUCGACUUCUUUAAUAAGCAUAUUUAA